CUCCGGGCCGCCUCUGCCUGUGCGCCCCGGUUCCUUUCAUAGGCUUCCAGUCCCUCCUCCCCGCCCUCCUUCCCCCGUGAUGGCGGAGGACAGCGAGUCUGCAGCCAGCCAGCAGAGCCUGGAGCUGGAUGACCAGGACACCUGCGGCAUCGACGGCGACAAUGAGGAGGAGACCGAGCACGCCAAGGGAAGUCCUGGAGGGGAUUUGGGAGCUAAAAAGAAGAAAAAGAAACAGAAGAGAAAAAAGGAGAAACCGAACUCCGGUGGCACCAAAUCAGAUUCUGCAUCUGACUCCCAGGAGAUUAAAAUUCAACAGCCUUCAAAAAAUCCAGCCAUUCCAAUGCAGAAGCUGCAAGACAUUCAGAGAGCUAUGGAGCUGCUCUCUGCAUGCCAGGGACCAGCAAAGAACAUUGAUGAAGCAACCAAACGUAAAUACCAGUUUUGGGAUACGCAACCUGUACCCAAACUUAAUGAAGUUAUAACUUCUCAUGGUGCAAUUGAACCAGAUAAGGACAAUGUCCGCCUAGAGCCAUACUCUUUGCCACAGGGUUUUAUGUGGGACACUUUGGACCUGAGCAAUGCUGAAGUUCUAAAGGAACUGUACACAUUAUUAAAUGAGAAUUACGUAGAAGAUGAUGAUAACAUGUUUAGGUUUGACUACUCACCUGAGUUUCUUAUGUGGGCACUACGUCCUCCAGGCUGGCUACCCCAGUGGCAUUGUGGAGUUAGAGUAUCGUCAAACAAAAAAUUGGUAGGGUUCAUAAGUGCCAUCCCUGCACACAUUCGGAUUUAUGACAGUGUGAAGAAAAUGGUAGAAAUCAAUUUUCUUUGUGUCCACAAGAAAUUGAGAUCUAAACGAGUAGCACCUGUACUGAUUCGGGAAAUAACCAGAAGAGUAAACCUGGAAGGGAUUUUUCAGGCAGUUUACACUGCAGGAGUAGUACUCCCCAAGCCUGUGGCCACAUGCAGGUACUGGCAUCGAUCACUGAACCCCAGAAAAUUGGUAGAGGUGAAAUUUUCACAUUUGAGUAGAAAUAUGACUUUACAAAGAACAAUGAAGCUCUACAGACUUCCCGAUGCCACAAAGACUUCAGGUUUGAGACCAAUGGAACAAAAAGACAUUAAAGCAGUGCAAGAACUGAUCAACAGUUACUUGAAGCAAUUUAAUCUUGCUCCUGUAAUGGAUGAAGAAGAGGUAGCCCACUGGUUCCUGCCUCAGGAUCAUAUUAUUGACACUUUUGUAGUUGAGAGCUCAAAUGGUAUUUUAACCGAUUUCCUGAGUUUUUACACGUUACCUUCAACAGUUAUGCACCACUCUGUUCAUAAAAGCCUCAAAGCUGCCUAUUCCUUCUACAAUAUUCAUACAGAGACUCCUCUCUUGGAUCUAAUGAAUGAUGCACUCAUUAUAGCUAAAUUGAAAGGAUUUGAUGUGUUCAAUGCACUAGACUUGAUGGAAAACAAAACAUUCCUGGAAAAACUCAAGUUUGGGAUAGGAGAUGGGAACUUGCAGUAUUAUUUGUACAACUGGCGGUGUCCUGGCAUGGAAUCAGAAAAGGUUGGCCUUGUAUUACAAUGAGGACCCUUGUGUUUCUAGAACUCUGAAGUUGUCAUUUGGAUUGAUUUAAUCUACAUAACAGUUUUUGGAACAGUAUUGUUCAAGAGGAAUAAAAGCACAACGUCAGUGAAAUUGAAAUAAUCCAUCAAAUGUAAAAUAAUGAAGAAAUCCAUAUCUGACUGAUUUUACACAUUUUCAGAUAGAAUGGAAAGUUCAUGAAACUUUUAUUGUCCAUAAAAAAUAAAAGCACAUUCAUUUAAUUUUCAAAGCUUAGCUCGCACCUUGAUAAAAAGAAGGUAUUUUUUUCCACUCUGUAGAAAAGACUGUUUUGUACAAACUGAACUGCAGUGGUGGAUUAGGGUACAAAAAUCUUUGCUAUUAUGUGAAUGAACUGCUGCAUUUCUAUUUAUUAAGUGGUGGUGUAUGUUUGUUAGUGUAACAGAAUGAAGGAUCCAAACUGAGUAUCUUUGCUUAUAAAAUUCACAUGGAUGUCAUCAUUUGGGGUAAAAUAAUGGAGUUAUGAAAUAUUUGUAGCUAAUAUGAAAGUCUUGGAUGUUUUUUGUAACUGGAGCAGUAUGAAAAUGUGCUGGUUUGACUAGUGCAUUUGUUUCUCCAUAAGCAACGCUGCCAAAUCAAUAAAAAUACAGAUUUGUACUUUGA
This is a messenger RNA of Chelonoidis abingdonii (Abingdon island giant tortoise), 2215 nucleotides long. It is a transcript of the gene NMT2, whose product is annotated as N-myristoyltransferase 2. Lineage: Eukaryota; Metazoa; Chordata; Testudines; Testudinidae. The record is from RefSeq and is a predicted model, not a curated record. Gene Ontology annotation, biological process: N-terminal peptidyl-glycine N-myristoylation. Gene Ontology annotation, molecular function: glycylpeptide N-tetradecanoyltransferase activity. Gene Ontology annotation, cellular component: cytoplasm.